AUGUCAACUUCUCCAACUCCACCAACAACACCAGAAUUGAAAGAAGAUGCAGAAUACAACAAGWUUUGCGAGAAACAUCAACACUUGAUACAAACACUUCGCAAAGGCAAUGGAUGGAUGGUACAACACCUCUAUAACUACAAUGGCUUCUGGUUGAGCACCUAUUUCAUCAAAAACAUCUUACUUCUCAAUGCCUUCUUUAAACCUCAGUCUUCAGACGUAUUCUUGGCCUCCUUCAUGAAGUCUGGCACCACCUGGCUCAAAGCACUCAUGUUCUCCACCCUUAACCGCCACCGCUACACCUUCUCCGACCACUUUGAGAAGUUAAGUACUUUGGAGGUGAACAAAAAUGGUGUUGAAAAGUUUGGUAAGCUAAUGGUGGUGGAGAAGGCGGCUUUUUUCAGGAAAGGAGAGGUUGGAGAUUGGAAAAACCAUUUGAGUGAAGAUAUGAGACAACGUAUUGAUGGAAUUACUGAUGAAAAGUUGAAGGAUUCUGGCUUGAUUCUUGGUGCUAGGGUUUGAGUUUGAUCGAGAUCAUCAUCAAGUUUGGGUGGGCAUGGUUUUCUUAGUUCUUGUGACACUAAUCGUCUUGGCAAAGUCUUAGGUGUUUGUCUUUUUAACCUUUUUUUUUAUAAAUAAAAUGAAGUUUAUAACUUCAGUUCU
Molecule: messenger RNA, 663 nt
Organism: Cynara cardunculus var. scolymus (artichoke)
Lineage: Eukaryota; Viridiplantae; Streptophyta; Magnoliopsida; Asterales; Asteraceae
Product: flavonol 3-sulfotransferase-like
Exons: 2
Coding region: 1-522 (173 amino acids)
Biological process (GO): sulfation
Cellular component (GO): cytoplasm
Molecular function (GO): sulfotransferase activity
Source: RefSeq, a predicted model, not a curated record